CAUCCAUGCACACAGAAUACCAACACUGUUGACAUUACAUAAAAGGGUACUAUUAGCUAUAUCUGCCUGUCAUGCCGGAAAAAGAGAAUAUAGAAGAAGAAAACAAAAAGCAGGUGGAAGAAAAAAGCAUUGAAGCUUCCAAAACCGAGGAUAAUAUGGCAACGAAACGUAAGCAUGAAUUUAAUGAAGAAAACGCGGAAAUACCCGAGAAGAAACCAAAAGAAACAACUGUAGAAGAAAAGAAUGAAGAAAAUGUUGAGGAAGUGGACAGCCAAAAAGAGAAAAAAGAUUUGAAAAAGAUUGAUGACACAUCUCCAACCAAAAAACCGUCUACUCAAACAGAAGACGAGUCUGGGGCUGAAACAAGUACCUCAAAAUCCGAAGGAAAACCUGUUUCAGGAGAGGAACCAAGAAAUGAAAGUCAGGAAAAAGCAGAACCAUCAUCAAAACCAAGUGCUAAGCUUCCUAGUUUCUCCAAGUUUGCGUCCUUUUCCAGUUCAUCCUCUUCUCCUUUCGCAUCUAUAGCGACUUCACAAUCACCAGAAAGAAAAGAAGAUACUACUCCUUCGAAAGUGCCCGCAUUCGGUGCUAAGUAUGCAAAUCUCAGUAUGAACGAAAUAUUAGCAAGCACAAAACAGGAAAGCAAUGACGCCGAAGAUGACAAGCAUAGAAAGCAAGAACAAGAAAAGAAAAGCUUUGAUGAGUUAUUAACAAAUGCAAUUCCCAACGAAUCUGCUGCAACUCCUGAAUCUAGUGAGGAUCCAUCAGCUGCUAAGGAAGCCGCAACAGAAGAUUCAGUAGAAAAAAGUGGUAUACAAAUUAGCCAGUUAAGUGAAAAUGAAAUGAUAACUGGCGAGGAAAAGGAAAAGACCCUUUAUAGUAUCCGUGCUCGUUUAUAUGUCGUUGACGGAGAAAAGAGGAUUUGGAAAGAGCGAGGCCAUGGAGUUUUAAAGGUCAACGUUCCUCUGGAAGGAUCAGAAGGAGUCCACCGCUUAGUAAUGCGAAAUGAUGCGGUUCAUCGAGUCAUUAUGAACGUUCCUUUGUUUCAAGGAAUGUCUGAGCAAGCUUUCCAGAUUGCGUCGGCAUCCAGCGGUGGUUCUGCAAACUAUGUAAAGGUUUUUGUCAUUGAAAAUGGAAAGUCUGUUUUGUACGCAGUACGUGUCAAAGACAACGAAUCGGCGAGCCAACUCAAGGAUCAUAUAGUAGCCGCAAUCCCUAAGGAAGGCGAAAACAGUAAUGGAGAACAGGCGAAGAAGACAAAGGAGUCAGUUUAACGCUCUUUGUUUUGUUUCGAAUAUCAGAGUUGAGAAUGAAUUAAAGAAGGUUGUUGUCACUCUUUUCUCCCCCUUUUCUUUUGUCCUCAAGAGAAAACUAUUGCCCCUUUUUUGUUUAUCCCAUAUCACAUUCUCAAUCCUAAACAGCUACUGUCAUCGAUACGUUCGUGUGUUUAUACAGCUAUGUUUAUGUUGACAAGAGUCUUUCUUAUUCAUCGUAGAAAUCAUAUUAGGAACCUUGUAUCCUCAGAAUAUAAAAAUGAAUGCAAUGAAGUUUUUUUACUUUAACUUUUUUUUUCUUUCUUGGAAUGCCAAUCACUAAACCCUUCUCUGAUGAAGCUAUAUUUUUCUAAUGUAAAAUCCUUUUUUGCAAAUCUAAACACAGCAGACCUUUAGCAUCCUACUUAAACCAGUUGUAGCAUUUAAAAACGCC
Molecule: messenger RNA, 1707 nt
Organism: Schizosaccharomyces cryophilus OY26
Lineage: Eukaryota; Fungi; Ascomycota; Schizosaccharomycetes; Schizosaccharomycetales; Schizosaccharomycetaceae
Product: ran GTPase binding protein Hba1
Exons: 2
Coding region: 72-1274 (400 amino acids)
Biological process (GO): intracellular transport
Cellular component (GO): nuclear pore; cytoplasm
Molecular function (GO): GTPase activator activity
Source: RefSeq, a predicted model, not a curated record